CAUUACUUAUAUAGCUGGAUUUUAAUUAAUUUCGUACUCUUAUAUAAUCCACUUUAAUUUCCUUUCAAUUCAUUUGAGCACCAUCGUAUAUUCUAUACACAAACUCAUGAAAGAGGCAAAGAGCACAGAAAUAUCACAAAAACAAUCAAAAUUAUAUACUUGCAUAUUAAAUAAAAAGUUUUGGGUACUAGAGCUGGUGUUUAGACAUGAGAUUCGAUGGCUUAUCAUAGGAUUAGCGCUUGCAAUUUUUAUAUUAGUGGCAGUACUAUGUUGAAUUGUUGUGCAUUUCAAACCUUAAUCAAAAUUCACAAAUUCACAUAUUUCAAGUUGGUUCAGAUUUCAAAAUCAUGAUUGAAGUAUAUUCAGUGACGUAAUACGCGAGUACUAAAAUGAUUCUCAAGUUGUUGUCUAGCAAGAGUGCCAACAAGAGGGGACAUUUAAAAACUUAUUCCCAUAGUGUGUGUCCAAAUUAAGAGAUCAGCAUCUGAUCUCAACCUCUCCAUUUUAAAGAAGCUCAUAAUAUGGUAUUAGAGUUUUUGAUUGAGAGAGUAUUUGUACGUAUGUAGUCUGAUGAGCAUGAACAAAAAAAUUUGUGACAUUAAUUUUGCCUGAAAGAGUAUGUAAGAUAACAUGAUAAAAUUCUAUAUUAGCCUAUUAAGUUUUUCUCCAAUAAAUCGAGUUAUUCAAAUCAAUUGAUCGUUGUUUGUAUACUAAGUGAUGAAUAAUCCAAUUAAGAUAUUUAUCAUUUAAGUACCUGGAUAAACAUUUUCUGCUAAAGAUGGCUCUAAACUCGAAAGCAGGUAUAAUGGAAGAAAGAAUUUUUUUUAAUGAUGGUGAUAUUAUCACUGAAACUGUGACUAAAAUCCAAAAAAAAAAAAUGGACGAAAUGUAUCAAUUUGUUCAAACUUCAAUGAUGACUGUGCAGAGAAUAGAAAAUCCGCUGAGUGAUUUGUAAAUGACAGCAAGUCACAAACUUUAGUGACGACUUAACGACCCAAUAAAUUAGCUUAGUUCUCUUCGUUCUCCACCUCCUCAGUCCCAGAGAAAGAGAGAGAGAGAGAGAGGAAUGGCGAUGGAAAAUGCAGCAGAUUGUCAAAUCACGAGCAGAGAGCCACUUUUAGCCACCAAGAGUAGCAGCAGCAGCAACAGAAACGGUGGCUUCAGGGCCCUGCCUUUCAUCAUAGUGACUGAUGCAUUGGAGAAGGUGGUGAGCUAUGGUCUUCCGGUGAACAUGAUCUUGUACUUGACUGCAGAGUAUGGGAUGAAGAACAGUGAUGGUGCCCACUUGAUCAUUAUCUGGGUUGCUGCCACCAAUUUCACGCCCGUCGUUGCAGCAUUUCUGGCCGAUUCCUAUGUCGGCCGCUACUGGACGAUUGCUUUUGGGUCGCUCGCCCACACUCUGGGUACCUUUCUGCUAUGGCUGACAGCAACUUUCCCAGAAGCCAGGCCUCAACCUUGUGCUGACACCACCUGCAAACAGGCCACACUGCCACAACUAUCCCUCUUAUAUUCCUCCUUGGCCCUCAUCUCCAUCGGUUCUGGAAGCAUGAGAUCAUCCAGCUUGGCCUUCUGUGCUGAUCAAAUCAUCCCCAAGAACAAAGAUGGCACCACAAAUGACGAUUCAGGAACCUUGUUAGAGACUCUAGUCAGCUGGUACUUCAUCUCCACAACAAUUGCAAUACUAGUAGCUGUAACAUUCAUUGUCUACAUCCAAGAAGCUGCCGGCUGGAGUGUUGGUUUUGCAAUUCCAUUGAUUCUCAUCGUGUCUUCGGGCCUUAUCUUCGUAUCGGGUUCAUCGUUGUAUGUCGAGCAGAAGACCAAACCGAGCUUGCUUGCUGAACUUGCUCAAGUAAUUGUUGCAGCUGCUGGUUCCAGAAAAAGAGGGAUCAAGUUGCCUUCUGAAGCUUAUACUUACCAUUCCAAUUCCAAUUCUGCUGCAAUUCCCCUGCAGCCAAGUGACAAAUUAAUGUUCUUGAACAAAGCCUGCAUCAUUGACACCCCUGAAGAAGAGCUGAACCCAGAUGGAACCGCUGCAAAUCCAUGGACCCUCUGCACAGUGGAGCAAGUGGAGGAUCUGAAAUCCCUAAUCAGGGUAAUUCCCAUAUGGUUUGCAGGAAUUGUAAUGGCGCUACCAAUGACCCAACUCCCAUUCCACUUGCUCCAACUCAACACCAUGGAUCGACACAUCAUCAAUCCAACAGGAUUCCAAAUCCCAGCCGGCUCCUUCUGCCUAUCCGUCAUGCUGACACAACUGAUAUGGGUUCCUCUCUACAACAAAAUCAUCACCCCCAUAGCUUCCAAACUCAGAGGCAAGCCCAGCAAUCUCUCCAUGAAGCAGAGGAUAGGUCUGGGAAUCCUGCUUUCCUCUGCCUCCAUGGCAGCACUAUCCAUCAUGGAGAUGAUCCGCCGCGAAAGGGCUGUCGAAGAGGGGCUCUCCGACGAUCCAACAGGCGUCGUCGACAUGUCCGCGAUGUGGUUCGUGGUGUACUACAUUCCAUUUGGGAUUGCAGAGGCGUUCAACUACGUUGCACAGAGUGAGUUCUACUACAGCGAGCUGCCUGAGAGCAUGGCUAGCAUAUCAACAACGUUGUACUUGAUGGGUUUGUCGAUGGCGAGCGUGGUGGCCGGUUUUGUGCUGAGCGGUGUGGAGACUCUGACGAGAGGAGGGAGUGGGGAAGAGAGCUGGAUAGGUGGGAAUAUCAACAAAGGGCAUUACGAUUACUACUACUGGCUUGUUGCUGGUUUGAUUCUUCUUGAUUUUGUGUAUUAUCUUGGUUGUGCUAAGGCUUAUGGGCCUUGUAGAGCUGAGCUUGGUGGCGAGGGUUUGGAUGCAGGGGAACAACACAUUGUUCACAAAGGAAAUUAGUGUUGCAGAAAAUUGUACAAGUCCGCCACCAUGUCGACUAUGUAGAGUUGCAGACAAAUUAAUAGUUCAUUUUGAGGUUAUCACGAAUCAAAUAUAAGAUGUCUUGGGCUCAAGAUAGGUGCAUAACUAGGGGUGGGAUUCGGUCGGUAAACAAUUUACCGUUUACCGAAUUUACCGGUUUCGGUAUACCGAAGUUGGCCAAACUGGUUACCGAUUACCGAUACCGGUUUGUAACCGGUUUACCGAUUACCAAAUUACCGGUAAACGGUUACAAAUCGGUAUUACCGAAAUACCGUGAGAAGCGAUUUCGGGCUGUUUUUCGGUCGGUUUACCGAAUAUUUACCGAACCGAAUUUCUGGAAGUGGGGUAAUGUUGUAAUAUUUUGAUUUUUUUUGAGUUUUUUCAUCAUUUUUGUAAUUAAUAAUUUAUUAUUAACUCUUAUUUACAAUAUUUUUUAGGCCAUACUUACAUUCAUGUAUGUAAUAUUUUAUAUUUGUGAAUAAUGAUGUAUAUGUUAUAUGUUAAUGUCUUAACUGAUCCGGUAUCGGUAUUACCGAAUUACCGUCGGUAAAUACCGACCCUGUGUUCGGUAAAUUGGAUCGUCGCCACGCGCAACCGAAUACCGAUACCGACGGUAACCGGUUUACCGUUUACCGACGGUUACCGGGUUACCGUUUGUCAGCUCUAUUCAGCAUAACCAUGGGUUAUGCACCCAUCAAUAACUAAAUCUGGACCCUUCAUUUAGAAAAUCCAGAUCUAAGGAUGGAGAAUUAAAGAUCAUUUUUAUUUUCUCUAGCUUUCUUAAUUGGCUCGUUUCUUUUUCGUUUUAACUCGGAUUUUAAUUUUUUUUUGCACAGGUGGAACGAGUUCAUCGUGCUCUACAAAAUGAGAUUAAUUUUCAAUAUUUUUUUAGAACAAAAAAUUAUGGCUCCUCGGUACCAACUGCAUACCAUAUGGUAUUUUCUUCAUUUUUAAUUCGUUUUUGAAAACGUUUGCACAGAAGGGACGAGUUCAUCAUGAUCUAUUGGAUCUACAAAUUUAUGGGUGAACAAAUUACAAGACCAAAAAAUACCACACAAUACCAUACAAUACCACCCUGGUACGGGGUGGUAUUGUAUGGUAUAUUCUUCGUUUUUAAUUCGUUUUUGAAAACGUUUGCACAGAAGGGACGAGUUCAUCAUGAUCUAUUGGAUCUACAAAUUUAUGGGUGAACAAAUUACAGGACCAAAAAAUACCAUACAAUACCACCCUGGUACGGGGUGGUAUCUUGUGGUAUACAAUGUUAAAAGUCGUAAAUGACAAUUAAUAUAUUUCUACUAUCAUGUAUUCAACCAUCCUACAGUCUUGGUUUGUUCAUACCACCAUGGUACUUUUUUCAAACCAUAUGUAUGCUUUUAUUUCAAUACCAGUCAAUACCAUAUGGUAUAGACUGGUAAAAAAUGACUCAAUUUUUUUUGUUCGAAAAAUAUAUUAAAGUGGAUAUCAUUUUGAAGAGCACAAUUAAUCUGAUCUAACUGUGCAAAAAAAAUUAAAUUUCGACUUAAAAUGAGCGAGAAAUCGUCCGUCAAAGAUUAAAGAGGGGAAAAUUAAAGUCUUUCCAGGAGAGAGAGGAUGCUGAUGUCAUGCUGAUGUGGACGGGUUACUCAUGGUUACUCACCACAAGGUUACUCACCGGAUCUGCUCCCGAUGUCUUGAUUAACAAAAUUUGACAUCCAACCUAUUCAAUACGACCAAAGCAGGUUUAACUCGUUGUUUAUAACUUAAACAUAGAAAUCAUUUGCUCGACGAUUUUUUUCUCUUACUAAAGUUUGUCGUUGUGUCGACUACGUAGAGUUGUUGAUGACAAGCUCUUUACUUUUGGGUCAAAAUUCAAACUAUUAAUUUUUAAAAUAUCACGUACUCGCUCAAACGUGAAACGAUAGCGAGCGGACUUAUGCUAGUAUAUUAUCAAUGAAACUAUGUGACCGAA
Molecule: messenger RNA, 4835 nt
Organism: Linum trigynum
Lineage: Eukaryota; Viridiplantae; Streptophyta; Magnoliopsida; Malpighiales; Linaceae
Source: the annotation of a GenBank genome assembly